AUGUUGACGGUCGAGAAGCAAUGGGUGAAUGUGCAGCAGAAGACCUUCACCAAAUGGCUGAACGAUAAGUUAAAGGCUCGCGCCCUGGCCAUCGAAGACUUGGUGACCGAUCUCUCUGACGGCGUGAUCCUCAUUCACCUGCUCGAAAUCCUCGGCAACGAGUCCCUCGGUCGAUAUGCGUCGAAGCCCAAGCUGCGGGUGCAGAGAUUCGAGAAUGUCAACAAGAGUCUGGACUUUAUUCGAGGGCGGAGGAUUCAAAUGACCAACAUCGGCGCCGAGGAUAUCGUCGAUGGCAACCGCAAGAUCAUCCUGGGUCUCAUCUGGACUCUAAUUCUGCGGUUCACAAUCAGCGACAUCAACGAGGAGGGUAUGACCGCCAAGGAAGGUCUGCUGCUGUGGUGUCAACGGAAGACGGCUUGCUACGACGAUGUGGAGGUUAGGGACUUCUCAUCCAGCUGGAAUGACGGAUUGGCGUUUUGUGCGCUGCUAGAUAUCCAUCGACCCGACCUGAUUGACUACGAUUCUCUGGAUAAGAGUGACCACCGUGGGAACAUGAAGCUCGCGUUCGAGAUUGCCUCCAACGAGAUCGGUAUCCCAGAUCUGCUCGAUGUGGACGAUGUUUGCGAUGUGCCCCGACCCGACGAGCGGUCCCUGAUGACUUACAUUGCGUACUGGUUCCAUGCUUUCUCCCAGCUGGAGCGAGUUGAAAACGCAGGACGCCGAGUGGAGAAGUUCGUCAACAAUAUGCAUGGUGCAUGGGAUAUGCAGUCUGGCUAUGAACGCCGGAUGCGAGAACUGUUGCGACUGAUUCGAUCUCAGCGAGAGUCAUGGCAGAACUCUUCGUUUGAGGGAACUUACAAGGACGUGAAGGAACAAGCCCACCAAUUUGCGCUGUACAAGCGGAAUGAGAAGCGGCAAUGGGUGGCCGAGAAGUCGGAUCUUGCAGCCUUGCUGGGGAACAUCAAAACGAAGCUGGGCACGUAUCGGUUGCGCUCCUACGACCCGCCAAAGGAAUUGAGCACGGAAACUUGCGACCAAGAAUGGGAGCUUCUGACUAGGGACGAGCACCAACGCAGUCAACUGAUCAACGAGACCAUUCGAGAUAUCAAGAACGCCCUUCGCAGGUCAUUUGCGGACAAAGCAAACGAUUUUGCACUAACAUUAAAGACCCUGUCGUUGGCCAUCUCGGGACUGGAUGGUGAUGUCGAAGACCAGCUGGAGCAUGUCAAGAAGUUGAAUGACAACCUCCCACCCCUCGACGCCUUCCUGGAUACCAUCGCCGAGCUGGAUGAGCAGUGCGCCGAGGCUAAUAUCGAAGAAAACGACUUCACCACAUAUACCCUUGACGAGCUUUCAUAUGAAUUCAGUCUUGUAAAGUCCAGCAUCUCGAAGAAGCUGGCAUUCUUGGAGAACCAGAUGGUCGCUCGCAACAUGACCAACCUCACUCCAAUCCAGCUGGAAGAGUUCGAGUCGGUCUUCCGCCAUUUCGAUCGCGACUCGUCUAAUACAUUGCACGAGCUUGAGUUUUCCGCCGCGUUGGCUAGUCUGGGAUUGGUCUAUGACGAGGAGGAGAUGCACCAGGUCUACGUGGAGGUCUGUGGGGCGAACCGGUUGGCUCAGAAUGCUGGCGUCAGCUUCGAGCAGUUCAUUCGGUUCAUGGUCAGUGUGACGGAGGACCAGAAUACAGCUGAACAGGUGUUCCAAAGCUUCAAGGAGGUCGCUGAUGGCAAGCCAUACGUCACUGAGCUGGACCUCCGACACUCGCUCAUCCCCGACGAAGUCAUCGAACACCUGGUCAAAACGAUGCCCCCACAUGAAGGUCCCGACCUUCUCGAAGACCGAGACCUGCCCAAAUUCGACUACAUCAGCUUUAUGGAAAGGAUGAUCGAGGAGCACAAGGGGAAGAGUAGCGGAAAGCAGUGA
Penicillium daleae is the source of this 1923-nucleotide messenger RNA. Its product is annotated as alpha-actinin, sarcomeric (f-actin cross linking protein). Gene Ontology annotation, cellular component: cell projection; cortical actin cytoskeleton; plasma membrane. Bases 1 to 1923 code for a protein of 640 amino acids. Gene Ontology annotation, molecular function: actin filament binding; calcium ion binding. Gene Ontology annotation, biological process: muscle cell development; actin cytoskeleton organization. The transcript has 4 exons. NCBI's taxonomy places the organism in Eukaryota, Fungi, Ascomycota, Eurotiomycetes, Eurotiales, Aspergillaceae. The record is from RefSeq and is a predicted model, not a curated record.